Adineta steineri is the source of this 2463-nucleotide messenger RNA. NCBI's taxonomy places the organism in Eukaryota, Metazoa, Rotifera, Eurotatoria, Adinetida, Adinetidae. The record is from the annotation of a GenBank genome assembly.
CCCCCUUCUAAAAGAUCUGUAAUAUCAGUGGAAAUAUCUGCAGUUUCUUGCCUUUUUGAAGAUGCACAGCGUGUACCAACACUUAAAUACUGUUAUAAAUCAUGUCGUAGGACACAUCAAUAGCCUUCAAAAACCAAGAAACUGCAGUUAUUUCUACUAAUUUUCCAGAUUGUUGAGAAGGAGGUCAAACAUGACCUCCAUUAGUACUGCAAGGGUUAAUAACUAGAUUAAAUUUAUAAUCUAUCUCAAAUUCGACGAUAUUUUUGUGAAAUUCACAUAUAUUUUACGAAAGAAAAUAGUGAGUGUAAACUAUAAGCCAAAGUUUUGCGCCUUCCCUUUUAUUUGAAAGAUGAGACUCUAAAGGUUAUGCAUAUAUAAAAUUAUUUUCCAUCGAGUAUAAACCGGCUGUAAAAUGAAUCAAACGAGACUAGUUACUUUUUUGGUCUUGGCAUUCAAGAAAUCUACUCUACCGUAUACAUUCAUUCUGUCUAUAGUACCAUCGUUUCCAAUAUGAAUAUUUCUCUCCCUGUGAGUUCUAAUGAAGGAUAAAUUUCUUUAUGUAUACCAGUUAAGCAAAUAAAUUUACAUAUUGUCGCUAUUUACAUACAUCUAACUCAAAAAAAUCAAACACUGGUAUAAAAAAUUAUAAUAGCUGUUUGUAGACAACAUAUCUCUAAUAAUAAAUACUCUGUUCUUUUUAAUAUUUCUCAAUGUGUAUUAUGCAGCAUUUUAUGACAUUCCCUGACUUUCUCUUUUUUUACUUUUCCAAAUAAUCAUCAUAAAUAUUAUUUAAAAUUAUUUGCUUCUAUAUUUUAUUGCACAGAUUUUUCAUAUUAUUACAAAAUAAAAACUGACAUCUGACAAUAUUCUAUUCAAACUAACUUUGAGAGAAGGAAAUAUGAUUAAUUUUUUUAGUGACAUAGAAUUUGUUUUUUUAACUAAGCAGAAGCAGAGAAAUCUAUUUCAUUUUCACAUAAGAAUAAAUCAAAAUUCUAUUUUAACACUGUUUUAUCUUGAUUUAAAUCGAUUAAUUAAUAAGACAUAUCAGAAAUACCAAAACAGUAUUCAAAGAGAAAUAACUUAUGUUUUCUUGAUUUUAGAUUGUAAAAGUAUUCGAUUAUAGAUAGAACAACAACUAUAAACAUGAAUAACAGAAUCGAGCCUGAUGAAGUAAUGUAUUAAAUAGAAAGAAAAAAAAUACUAUUUUCUUUUUGAAUGUUUUAGUUUGUUGAAGUUAACUCUAAUACAACACGAUUACGAAGAUUAGAUGAACAUUUUCAAAAGCGAAAAUUAAUUUGGAUAAUGUUUUUCAUUAUUUUAAUUGUUGUAAUUAUAGUUAUUGCAACAAUUAUUGCUAUAAUAAACAAAACAAAGAGAGAGAAAACAUCAACAGCAACAACAUCAACAAUAGAGAUAACAUCAUCAACAACAAGUGAAUUAUUAACAACAACAACAACAACAAGAACAACAACAACAACAAUGACAACAACGACAACAACAAGUGAAUUGUUGACAACAACAACGACAAGUGAACAAUUCGUUUCUUCUGUUACUAUUAAUAAUAAUACGAAAUGGAAACAGAAUGCAUGUACUGUUGCUGGAGGAAAUGGACUGGGAAGUAAAUUAAAUGAAUUAGAUGAACCUCAGGGUAUUUAUGUUGAUAAUGAUGAUCAAAAUAUUUACAUUGCUGACACUGGCAACCAUCGUAUCGUUAGAUGGGAAUUUGGUGCAAACAUUGGUACGAUUGUUGCAGGUGGAAAUGGACCUGGAAAUGAAAUAUUUCGAUUGAAUACUCCAGUUGAUGUAGUUCUUGAUAAAGACAGGAAAUAUAUCAUCAUUUGUGAUCAGACCAACGCACGAGUGACACGAUGGUCUCGUCAAAAUAAUCAGGAUCGUCAGCUAUUGAUACCUGACAUUUUGUGCUGGGGUUUAGCAAUUGACAAUAAUGGAGAUCUUUACAUUUCUGACUUUCAAAACCAUGAAGUCAGACGUUUUCAACAAGGAGAUAAAGAAGGUAUACUUGUAGCCGGCGGAAAUAAUUAUGGAGAUGGGCUUAAUCAACUCAAUCAACCUAAGCAUAUAUUCGUUGAUGAAAAUCAUUCAGUUUACGUAGCGGAUUAUAUGAAUAAUCGUGUGGUGAAAUGGAUGAAAAAUGCGAACGAGGGUAUUCUUGUUGCUCCAGGAGAAGUUUCUAACGAAGAUCCCAGUUCAAUGUCUAAACCGAUAGGUGUGAUUGUUGAUCAUAUAGGUAAUAUUUAUGUGUCGACGAAUGGAAAUCAUCAAAUAAUGCGUUGGUCCCCAGGUGCAACAGCAGCUAUUGCUGUCGUUGGUGAAGAAGAAGUAGGAUGGACGCCCACGCAUCUCUUACUCCCACGUGAUUUAUCAUUUGAUCGUCACGGUAAUCUUUAUGUUGUUGAUAUGAUCUACACUAAAAUACAAAAAUUCGAUAUUGAUCUUGAUUGA